AUGAACAAUGUGAAAUGUGAAAUGAACUUCCACCUUUUGGUGCUUCUUGUAACGUUACCAUUCGUAUUAAGUCAAUCAUUUUUCCCACAAAACGACUUAGAGCAUGAAGAUGUCCAAAGAACAGCUGCGCAAGAAGAACUUCUUCCGCCUCAUUUAAAAAAUCCGUUCUACCAGAAUCCCAAAAUCAGAGCCGCACUUGCCAAGAGCUCAUGGUUCGGGCCUGGAGAACGUCCUAUAAAGGCCAGAGACUCUCAUAAAAUUCCUCGGAAAGAAAUUUUCACAGUUCUGAAUCACGCAGGACUCCUACCUCAGCAACGGAUCUAG
Zophobas morio is the source of this 324-nucleotide messenger RNA. RefSeq lists its product as uncharacterized. Lineage: Eukaryota; Metazoa; Arthropoda; Insecta; Coleoptera; Tenebrionidae. The record is from RefSeq and is a predicted model, not a curated record. Bases 1 to 324 code for a protein of 107 amino acids. The transcript is spliced from 2 exons.